This is a messenger RNA of Alternaria atra, 2439 nucleotides long. RefSeq lists its product as uncharacterized. Lineage: Eukaryota; Fungi; Ascomycota; Dothideomycetes; Pleosporales; Pleosporaceae. Gene Ontology annotation, biological process: protein import into mitochondrial matrix. Gene Ontology annotation, cellular component: mitochondrial inner membrane. Gene Ontology annotation, molecular function: protein-folding chaperone binding. The record is from RefSeq and is a predicted model, not a curated record. The coding region runs from base 1 to 2439 and encodes 812 amino acids. The transcript has 3 exons.
AUGAGGCCCCAAACAGCAAACACAUUUGCCGCCACUGCGCGAUGGAGCAUACAACCCGCCGCUGCUACACCCGCAAGUGCCUAUGGAAGAGCUGCAGCGUAUAGGCGGAUAUCGACACUGCCAAGAGCUUCGCAAGUUUCCUCCGCACGCACGUUGCUGCCCUCUACACCUACACCUUGCUCCCAACGCUUUCUCCGCAGCGAAUUCUUGCCUCAAGAUGUCCUCUUCCGCACAUCCUCCGCAUACGCCCGCCACUUCUCUUCUCGCCCCGCACUAUACGAGCAAGCGCAAAAGACAAAAGAUGUAAAGGACGAAGAGCCUCAGACCACCAAGUCUACAAACCCCGAUGGUAGCACGGCAGAGCAGGCUGCAGGCGACCAAGCAAAGAAAGAGGGCGAGGAAGCCAAAGAGAAGAAGGAAGGAGAGGAGGAAUCUGGUGAACAGAAAGAGGGUGAAGAGGGUCAGAAGAAAGAAAAAAAGGACGCGCCCCCACCUCCACCCCACGGUGACAAGACACCAUGGCAAGUCUUCACUGAGACUUUGAAGCAGGAGUUCCAGGCGUCGAAAGACUGGAAUGAGGGCACAAAGCAGUUGGGUGGUGCACUACAUGACUUCCAGCAAAAUCCAAAUGUUCAGAAAGCUGGACAGAUCUCUGAAGCUGCCAAGACAAAGACUACCGAGGCAUUGAAGGCGACAGCGUCAGCUGUUGGUCAUGGUGCGGCGUGGACAUGGGAUACUAUGCCGGUCAAGGGUGUUCGUGCUGCUGCGAGGGUUACUGGAAGUGGGCUCGAAUAUGCAACUCGACCAGUGCGACAGACCAAGGCUUUCCAGGCUGUGAAGGAGACCAUCGAUGACGGUAGCUCGUCAAGAUACGGUGGCUGGGUUGAAAAGGAAGAGCGCAGGAAGAGGCGUGAGUUGCGUGAACUCAACGAACUCCAGCGAACUGGCGGCAGGAGCCUGGGUCCCAUGGAGGAAGACCCAAAUGCUGGUACAAACGUCACUCUCCAUAAGGACGCCAAGUACAAGGAAGUCUGGAGAGAAUGGAAGGACAACUCCAAGCUCGCUCAAGGCGUCUUCAACAUGAAGACCGUCUACAGGGAGUCCGACAACGCCAUCAUCGAAACCGCCCGCAGUAUCACCGACCGCAUUACUGGCUUCUUCGCCGAGAACGAGACGGCCAUGGUCAUCAAGAGGUUCAGGGAAAUGGACCCCAACUUUCAAAUGGAACCCUUCCUGACCGAGAUGCGCGAGUACAUCCUCCCAGAAGUCCUGGACGCAUACGUCAAGGGCGAUGUUGCCGUUUUGAAAGAGUGGUUGUCCGCAGCACAGUACUCAGUAUACGCAGCGCUGAUGCAACAAUAUCAAGCUGCUGGUCUGAAGUCUGAUGGAAAGAUUGUCGACAUUCGCGGUGUCGAUGUUCUGAACGCGAAAUUGCUAGAGCCAGGAGAGAUUCCUGUCUUUAUCCUUACCUGCAGAACCCAAGAAGUGCACGUAUACCGCAACGCCAAGUCUGGAGAACUAGCAUCGGGCAUGGACGACAAGGUCCAGCAAGUUACAUACGCUAUUGGUGUCACAAGGAUACCAGAAGAUGUUAACAACCCCGAGACAAGAGGAUGGAGAUUGAUCGAGCUGCAGAAGACAGAAUCGCAGACUGCAGCACAUACAGCACCGCCGCCACUACCACCAUCACCACCACCCGCUUCAGAUACGCAGAAGGCUAAACGCCCCAUAUACAUCCGCCUCCCUAUCGCCCUCGCCCUCACACUCCUCACCUUCACAGGCGGCUUCAUCAUGGCCGGCGCCCCCGCAAUCGAGUCCCUCCAGGACCUCGCGAACCCACCCACCGAUGCCGAAACACUAGAGAUGUUCGUCCCUUCAACCGAACAAGUCGCCGAGAUAGAACGAAGCAUAUUCGAGCACCCGAUUACAAAGUCUCUGCUGGAAAACCCCAAAUACACCCCUUCGCGCCCCCACCUCAAGAUUCCAGAGGGUCUGCGAGCGCAAAACUUAACAGGCGGUACCCUACUCGGCCCCGAUAAGAUUGCUGUCCCACCACUGCAAUUCAGCACCGCGGAUGGAACUACCUUCGUUUCUCUUCAAUACCUUGGUGAAGCACUAUGUGGACACCCUGGAAUCGUUCACGGGGGUCUCCUGGCCACACUCCUCGACGAAGGACUAGCUCGAUGCUGUUUCCCCGCUCUACCGAACAAAGUGGGUGUUACAGCCAGUUUAAACAUUACGUACAAGGCUCCGUGUAUGGCGGGCCAGAUUGUGGUACUGAGGGCUGAGACGACAAAGGUUGAUGGAAGGAAGGCGUGGGUUAAGGGGCGGUUGGAGACGAUUGGAAGUGAGGGGAAGGAACCGAUUGUUUUAACGGAAGCAGAGGCAUUGUUUAUCGAGCCGAGGCAAGCAGCGCAGAUGAGGAGGGUUGUUAAUUAG